UAUUAUCAAUUGAUUUAUAUGAGUUACUUACGGUUUAAACAGUUAUUUAGAUUGCAGUUUAUUUAGAGUUAAAUGGCAAAUGAAAAGAAAAAAGAUGGAUCAGUUGCGGUGAUCACUGACUCAACAAAUGACAACAACAAUAAAGAUCCAAAAUCUGUUCGCUGGUCAUCAAAAAUUGAGUUCAUACUGACCUGUCUUAGCUAUGUUAUCGGCUUCGGAAAUAUUUGGAGAUUUCCAUACAUAUGUUAUAAGAACGGCGGCGGUGCAUUUCUUAUACCAUAUUUUCUGAGUCUGGCUUUUAUUGGAUAUCCAGUGAUUGUCUUAGAGAUGACUUUAGGACAGUAUUCAUCUAAAGGAAAAGUCAGUGUCUGGAAAUUUAUGCCUAUCUUUCAGGGCAUUGGAUAUUCAAUGUUGAUUAUGGUAGCGGUUCAGUCGGUCUACUAUAAUGUAUUGGUUGGUUGGUCUCUUCGGUAUUUAUUUGCCUCCAUUACCAUCCAUGAAUUACCGUGGAAGUCAUGCAAUCACUCGUGGAAUACUGAGGAAUGUAAGGCCGGGUAUGUGAACGGCAGUGCUAAGAGUCCCAGUGAUGAGUACUUUCACGAGAAUGUACUCGAUAUCAAUAAAAACAUCAAUGAUAUCAGUCAACUGAAUAUAUCAAUGGUUGGGUGUCUGCUUAUUGCUUGGACUAUCUGUUUUGGUAUACUAUUCAAAGGUGUCAAAAGUGUGGGAAAAGUGUCAUAUUUGACAACUAUAUUUCCGUACAUUUGUCUUAUAAUAUUAUUUUUAAGAGGCAUAGUAAUGGAGGGCGCGUGGAAUGGUAUCAAAUUUUAUAUAAACCCAGAUUUUAGUAAACUAUUAACAUUAGGCAUUUGGGUGGACGCCUGUCAACAAAUAUUUUUUUCAUUGGGCAUAGCGUGGGGUACUAUCAUAACUUUGGCCAGUUAUAAUAAUUUUGAUAAUCAUGUAAUUAGAGACGCCACUAUUAUAGCACUGGGCAAUAGCUUCACAAGCAUUUUCGCCGGUUUUGUUAUAUUUGCAUACAUGGGUGCCGUCGCUCAUGAACGUGGUGUUAGUGUUGCCGAUGUGGCCGUAAAAGGCUCGGGACUGGCAUUUAUGAUGUAUCCCGAAGCAGUGGCUAUGUUUCCUUGGGGACAGUUAUUCUCAUUUAUUUUCUUUUUUAUGCUAAUAAUGUUGGGAUUAGGUUCUCAGACACCAAGUCUUGAAAGUGUAUUAACAUCUCUUAUGGAGUUUAAUACGAAAAGUCAAAAAUAUCGCAUUUGGUUAUUGGGUUUAGUUUGCUUUAUAGGAUUCAUAUGUGGAUUAAUCUUCUGUAAUAGGGCUGGGAUGUAUUGGUUUGUAAUAUUCAAUGAUUUCGUUGCCUCGACAUCAGCAAUGUUUGUGGCUUUGGUUGAAGUGGUAUCCAUUGCAUGGGUUUACGGUAUCGACAAAUUUGCGGAUCACAUCAAAGAGAUGGUCGGACACCAUAUUAAGCCCAAAAUAGUCUGGAAAAUAGUUUGGUUAUAUAUUACACCCAUAAUCUUAUUUGUAUUACUAAUCAUAACAAUGUUGUCAACUGAAGCGCCUGAAUAUCGGGGCUAUAUUUUUCCCAAAUGGACGAUCAUUUUUGGUUGGAUUAUCAUUGUUGCACAGGUUAUCCCAAUACCGAUAGUCAGUGUUUAUUAUUUAUAUGUUUGCUAUAAAAAUAAAUCUGGAAUAAAAGAGGUGUCAAAUCCAGAUAUUGAAUGGAAAUCUCAAGACUUAAAAUCUGAUGUAAUUUCUCCUCAAACUUAA
Molecule: messenger RNA, 1791 nt
Organism: Oppia nitens
Lineage: Eukaryota; Metazoa; Arthropoda; Arachnida; Sarcoptiformes; Oppiidae
Product: sodium- and chloride-dependent glycine transporter 1-like
Exons: 12
Coding region: 73-1791 (572 amino acids)
Biological process (GO): sodium ion transmembrane transport
Cellular component (GO): membrane
Molecular function (GO): L-amino acid transmembrane transporter activity
Source: RefSeq, a predicted model, not a curated record